Molecule: messenger RNA, 894 nt
Organism: Carya illinoinensis
Lineage: Eukaryota; Viridiplantae; Streptophyta; Magnoliopsida; Fagales; Juglandaceae
Product: calmodulin-like protein 11
Exons: 4
Coding region: 152-598 (148 amino acids)
Molecular function (GO): calcium ion binding; enzyme regulator activity
Source: RefSeq, a predicted model, not a curated record
AAACUUAUAUCUUAUAUAUACUCCAAAACCCAGUUUUAAUAAACCAUUCUUUCUUGAAAACCCCAGCAGUUUCCUCCCCUUGGAAAUUAAGCAGCAGCUCUGUGUCUCUCAGUUGAUUACGUACAGUAUCAAAGCUUUAAACCCAGCUAGCAUGGCAGACAAAUUGACAGAAGAUCAGGUGGCAGAGUUCCGAGAAGCCUUUUGUCUCAUUGACAAGGACUCGGACGGGUACAUUACUAUGGAGGAAUUGGCAACGAUCAUUCAGUCAUUGAAUGAAAACCCCACAAAAGAAGAAGUUCGAGACAUGAUUGGUGAAGUUGAUGCUGAUGGAAAUGGGACCAUAGACUUUGAGGAAUUCUUGAAUAUUAUGGCAAGAAAAAUGAAGGAAAAUGUUGCCGAUGAGCUAAAAGAAGCCUUCAAAGUUUUUGACAGGGAUCAAGAUGGAUAUAUUUCAGCUAAUGAGCUGAGACAUGUAAUGAUAAAUUUGGGGGAGAGAUUGACAGACGAAGAGGCUGAGCAGAUGAUUAAAGAGGCUGAUUUAGAUGGUGAUGGUCAAGUCAGCUAUGAAGAGUUUGCAAGGAUGAUGAUGCUCAGUUGAUUUAAAACGUAAUAAAAAUAGAGUCAUGAAUGUUUAAUGCCCCCAUGCCUUUCCUUUCGUUAAUGCUAGUGAUUUCAAUUUGAAAGUACGCUUGCCACAUGUUUUAGAAUUAGUUUGAAUGAAAAUUUAGUAAGUAAACUUGAUAAAAAGUAGAGUUUGUGUAAACCUCCCUCAAUGUUUUCAUGCAGAGGCGUAUUAAGAAGCUAGGAAGAUUACAAUCUGUGCAAGCAUUGUAAUUUGCAUAAACUUAUGAAUGGUUUUAGAUGGAUCAAUCAAGUCUAUGUGAUUACAUAAAA